AUGUCCUCCACCGACGAAAUAUCUACAAAUGACAAGCAAUUCAUCAUCGAAUGUCUCAAGAACCUUGACGAAGACAGAUUGAUCAAUCUCAACAAAGUCGCCAAAACCCUGGGCUACAGAAACGUCUUCUCUGCCGGCAACCGUCUCCGUAGCCUACGCAACCGCUAUGGCUUCGCCAACUUCGAGGGAAAAACGAUCACCGGUAAGGCUGUAUCUGGCGAGGGAGUGGGAACCCCAGCUCCAGCCCCAGCUCCAGAAAGGAAAAGGGGUCGUCCUCGCGUGAAUAAUGUGGCUCCCAAGGGCAAUGCUGCUGUCGAAGUCACCAACAAGCGUAAGCGCGAGGAUGACAACAAGAACACCACCACCACUAACAAUAACAAUGAGGAGAACAACGGCGAUGGCUCCAAGAAACCCUCUCAUCAGACCGUCUCUACUGCUGCCACUACCGCAGAAUGUGGAGCUACCACCAACGGUCACGGUCACGGUCACGUCCACGGCCUAGGUAAAGCCACCACUUUCCGCGCAGUCCAUUUCCCACGUUUCUCAACACCAUCUAAGAAGCGCAAAAAGCAGGCGGAAACAACUACAACAAGAACGAACAGGAGGAAGCUGGACACGCCGAGUAGACGAAUCUUCCGCAUAGCAGCACAGACGAUUGGAAAGGCGAAGUCGGAACGACGGAGGUUAUUGAAUAGGGAGACAAUGAGGUCGGGGUUGAAGUUGGUUUUCAAGUUGCAGGUUUGA
Molecule: messenger RNA, 744 nt
Organism: Aspergillus ruber CBS 135680
Lineage: Eukaryota; Fungi; Ascomycota; Eurotiomycetes; Eurotiales; Aspergillaceae
Exons: 2
Coding region: 1-744 (247 amino acids)
Source: RefSeq, a predicted model, not a curated record